This is a messenger RNA of Mytilus trossulus (common blue mussel), 1752 nucleotides long. RefSeq lists its product as uncharacterized. Gene Ontology annotation, molecular function: protein binding. Lineage: Eukaryota; Metazoa; Mollusca; Bivalvia; Mytilida; Mytilidae. The transcript has a single exon. The coding region runs from base 678 to 1574 and encodes 298 amino acids. The record is from RefSeq and is a predicted model, not a curated record.
UCUGCGUAAAUAAAUGUGUAUAUACUUGACUGGCAAAUAAAAGAAUGGAUGGUCAUUUGUCUGCACGCUUAGGUACAGUGAGAUGUAGCAAUCACAGAGGACAAAGACCCGAAUAUUUUUGUUGUGGACAACUCAUAUGUAGUCUAUGUCAGGUGGGACAUUCAAAUCACGAAUCACUUAUUACAAUUGAAACGAAAAGAAACGACAUUCAAGAAAGUGUACCUCAUUUUUUAACGAAACUUGACGAAGUAAGAGUUAAUACAGAUCGGCAAAUUUCGAACUAUAAAUCCAUGCUCGAUCGAAACUCAAGAUAACAGACCAAAAACAGGGAAAACAUUCAUAAACGAAUAAAAGCAUUAAUAGAUUAUUUGAAGGAGAUAGAAUCUUCCCUAAAGGAAGACUGUCAGAAAAGACACGAAAAAGUAAGUGAAAUCUUGAACAAGAUUAUUGACGAAUGCAAAACAACUUUGAUUGAAGUUGAACAAAUUAAAAUAUGUUGUGAACGGCUUCCAUCGUUUAACUCUGCUUUGGAAACUGUCCGUGUUGGAGUUCGAGUUAAUCAACAGUUGGAAGAACUUGAUUCAAAAGAAAAUCAUCAACCUCUACCACAAAUCCCAGAGUUCAUAUCUCCUCACAAUUUGCCAGGUAAUGGAUUACUCAGAAAAAUCAUUGGAACUAUGAAUGAUGGACUUGAUAUGGAUUCUGAUUGGACAACUGAUGAACAUGAAAAAUUUGAGAUCAAAGAAAAAUUCCAAUGGAAGCAGAAACGUAUAGGAAUAUCCCCUCUUGGAAGAGACAGGGCGUGGUUGUAUCCUAUGGAUACCGGUGGGAAUAUUUUCUUAAUUUCACAUAAAGGUGAAUUGGUAAAAGAAAUAAAAAACGAAAAACGCAGAAAAAUAGAAAAAAUUUAUACAACGAAUCGUAUGAAUGCCUGGGUAACAGACAUAGAAAAAUGUAGCAUAAAAGUAUUGAGAGAGACCGGCGAACUUCAACAUAGAUUUCAUGUUGCACCUUUUCACCCAUUUGGGAUAUGCCCCACAAAAUCUGGGGAGGAAGUCUGGAUUUGUUUGGCUGAUAAAUCAUCGUUUAUCCCAGAGUUGAAAGGACGGACAAUGGUAGCAAAAAUGACAACGUUUGGAGAGAAAGUGUGCGAAAUUGAAUCUCCAGGUGGCAAAACUCACUUUACUUUCCCGUAUAGAUGUACAGAAAAUCUCAACGAGGAUUUAAUUGUCGUCGAUCGAAUCAAAGAAACUAAAGGACAGAUUUUUAUUUUCGAUAAGAGUUGCCAACUAAAAUGUGGAUACAUUGGAACUUCUGUUGAUCGGGAUUUCGACCCACGUGACGUUUGCUGUAACAGUAAAGAAAACAUAAUCAUUUCGGACUAUUCUAAUAAUGCGAUACACAUUUUGUCACCAGACGGGUUUUUAGAAAAACUUUUAAAAAUGGACUCGCAUGGAUUAUUGGAACCGUUAUCAGUAGCCACUGAUGCCAGUGACAAAAUAUGGAUAACAUUCGUCGAUGGAAACGUAACAAUAAUCAACAAUUAUGUAAAUUGUAUUGAAAGAAGAUCAUAAAAAGAUAAUGUUAUGUAAUAGGAAUAUAUGAAGUGCAAAUGCGAAUUAUCUAAUAAGUACCUAAUACCCUUGAUAACUUUUAAACUAAAUGGUUUAUUUUCUUAAAUUUUAAUUCUUUUAUUUAUGUUUCAGAGUUUAGUGUGACGUUCUUUUUCACUGAACUAAUAUAUUUUUUAGA